AUGUUGUUGCGGUCUUUGCUAGUAGCUACAGUCUCUUCCCAUCGAUUUCUUCUGACCCCUACACUCUGGUUUCUCUCCUCGGUCGUUCAUCCCCGAUUCUCACUGUUGGACGUGAAUAAAAACCCAUUUCUUCGCGGUAUUCUGAAAUCAACAUUCUACAACCAUUUCUGUGCCGGCGAAAAUGGUAAGGAAGUUCGAUCUACAAUUGAAAAUAUCAAGAACAUGGGUUUCAAAGGAGUCAUUUUGACAUACGCUCGAGAAAUCGUGGUAGAUGCAUCGAAAGAAGUGUCGGAAAGCUCUACCACAGCCGCCACUACAGAAGCCUCUUCUCUCGAAGCGGAGCAAAACCCGGACAUUGAGGCAUGGAGACAGGGCGUACUUGAAACUGUUGAGAUGGUGGGAAAUGGCGAUAUUCUAGCACUUAAACUAACCGGGGCCGGGGAACCGGCAAUGCGUGCCCUGCUGGCUAAAGAGCCUCUGCCCGAAGAGAUGAUGCUGGCCCUGGAGCAGAUCUGCAAACGCGCUGUAGAGCGCCAGGCUCGCAUUUUCAUCGACGCGGAGCAACAAUCUGUCCAGCCUGGAAUCGAUGACGUUGCUCUCGGCCUCAUGGAGAAAUUCAAUGUUGAUGGCAAGGUCGUGGUAUUUAAUACUUAUCAGGCUUAUCUGAAGAUCACUCCUGCCACACUCCUUGCGCAUCUCGAUAUCGCGGAUAAGAAGAAAUUCACGCUCGGUGUUAAGCUGGUACGGGGGGCAUAUAUCAAUUCCGAGCCCCGGGGCGUGAUCAACGAUACGAAGGCCGAUACGGAUGUUUCAUAUGACGCUAUUGCGCAGGGUGUUAUCAAGCGUGACCUUGGGCCUUUUGGCAAGGGAAAGCGCCCAUUUCCUUCCGCGGACCUCUUUCUUGCGACGCAUAAUAAGGAAAGCUCUUUGAUGGCUAGCAAGUGGUCGAAUGAGCUGGUUGCGGCGGGACUUCCUGCUACGAAGGUGCAGUAUGGUCAAUUGCUUGGCAUGGCUGAUGGAGUUAGCUGUCGAUUGUUGCAAAUGGGAUGUGUUGAAACAGAUGGUUCUGGAAAGGUAUCUCCUGAGGUUUUCAAAUGUCUUAGUUGGGGAACAUUAGGUGAUUGUCUGUCAUAUCUGCUCCGUCGUGCUGUGGAGAACCGAGAUGCGGUUGGUCGAACUAGGGAGGAAUACCUACAGGUUCGUCGGGAGGUUUUCCGUCGUAUUAGAAAUAUUUUCGUAUAG
Molecule: messenger RNA, 1242 nt
Organism: Penicillium manginii
Lineage: Eukaryota; Fungi; Ascomycota; Eurotiomycetes; Eurotiales; Aspergillaceae
Exons: 2
Coding region: 1-1242 (413 amino acids)
Cellular component (GO): mitochondrion
Molecular function (GO): FAD binding; proline dehydrogenase activity
Source: RefSeq, a predicted model, not a curated record